This is a messenger RNA of Mesorhabditis belari, 1644 nucleotides long. Lineage: Eukaryota; Metazoa; Nematoda; Chromadorea; Rhabditida; Rhabditidae. The record is from the annotation of a GenBank genome assembly.
AUGCUUCGAAUUGUCUAUUUUUUGCUGACAUGUGGAGUUCUCGUUGAAUCGACGGCUACGACGGUUGCACCACCGGAUUGUACGGCGUGUCCAGCUGGAGGUACCUGGUCUGACUGGUCCGAUCAAACAUCAUGCUCUGCCACUUGUGGACUAAACGGACAAAAGGUUCAGACAAGAACCUGUACUUCAUGGACUGAUGGAUGCCCUUGCACUGGAAACUAUUCUCGUGUCUAUCCCUGUCCCGAUUCAACUCUUUGCCCGUUCCCAGCCCCAACAUGUACCAGUCCUUACACCAAAUACCCGGACUACACCACGAAAACCUACAAAUGCGGAAAUGUGACUAUGGCUGAUGAUUAUGUGGCAGCAAAUUGUACUUUGAACAGUGUUCUCGACAACUGCCCAUGCCCAGCUGGAGGACUUUGGUCUGCUUGGGCCAAUUCUGGCACUUGUUCAGCAACUUGUGGUCUUUGUGGAACGGUGACACAAACAAGAACCUGUAGAUCAACAAGUUAUGGAUGUCCGUGCACCGGUCCAACGACACAAACCUAUAUCUGUCCAAGAACGCCUUGCGCUAACUCUACGUGUUGCAAUGAUGAACCUGUGGUAAUAACACUGUCUAACAACCAAACUCGAUGUGGUGUCCAAUUGGCGGCUGAUCCUGUUCUCCCGCUUCCAUCAUGCCCUACGACCACCACGACGACAACAACAACAACUACUACUACUACAACGACCACCACGACGACAACAACUACCACUACUACCACUACAACGACAACUACCACAACCACAACUACUACGACGACAACAACUACCACUACUACGACCACAACGACCACUACAACAACAACUACUACUACAACUACUACGACAACAACGACAACAACGACAACAACGACAACAACAACUACAACAACUACGACAACUACAACAACCACGACGACUACGACGACAACCACUACGACAACCACUACCACGACCUCAACGACGACUACAACAACAACAACAACUACUACUACAACAACAACGACCACCACGACGACAACAACAACAACUACUACUACUACAACAACAACAACUACUACUACUACGACAACUACUACCACUACUACCACUACAACGACAACUACCACUACCACAACCACCACUACUACGACUACCACAACAACGACUACAACUACAACAACUACCACGACGACUACCACAACCACCACUACUACGACCACGACUACCACAACGGCCACAACAACAACGACAACCACUACCACUACUACCACCACAACAACUACUACAACUACGACUACCAUUCCCGGCUGCCAACUGUGCAAGCAAGAUUUCUCGAGCCAUUACAUCACAAGGCCAAUUAAAAGUCUACAACUUAACAUCACCAUUACGCUUAACGCAAAGAAUUGCUUGCAAGCAACGUGGGUCUGUCAAAAUGCACCUCCAAGUUCCACAGAUUCAAUGGUGUUCGUUGUGCAGAAUUACACAAACACUGGAACGGUCGCAAACUUGACUGGAUGUGGGCAGAUUGCUUCGGGACCAGCCCCAGGCACAAUUCUCACUUGUGGAGCUGAUCAAUAUUGGAGAAUGAAUGGGCAACGAAUUGGUAUGUGGGGAUGCUACGAGAAUCCAUUGUCAUCCUGU